Messenger RNA from Eptesicus fuscus (big brown bat), 2553 nucleotides. It is a transcript of the gene CENPO, whose product is annotated as centromere protein O. Gene Ontology annotation, cellular component: kinetochore; Mis6-Sim4 complex. Bases 232 to 1107 code for a protein of 291 amino acids. The record is from RefSeq and is a predicted model, not a curated record. NCBI's taxonomy places the organism in Eukaryota, Metazoa, Chordata, Mammalia, Chiroptera, Vespertilionidae. The transcript has 8 exons.
UCCGCGGUGCAUGCUGGGAUCAGGGAGGGGCCCUGAGCGCGGCCAUGUUUUUGUACGGCGGCUUCGCAAAGCAUGCUGGGUCCGAUUGGCUGGGGUUUUGAAGGCGAGGAUGGCGGGAACUCGUCCCUGGGCUGCGUGAGCCAGAGGAGAGAAGCAAAGGAAAUCUCGGUUCUUGUUCCCGGUGCCUGGACAGCUUCCUGGGAAGGCUUGUGGAUCUGGAAAUCUGAGUAGAUGGAGCUGGCGAACACUUUAAGCCAAGAGGGCGGGUCCAAAGGAGGAGUUCUGGCUCACUUGGAAAGACUAGAGACUAAAUCCCGUAAAAAAUUUGAAGAGCCGCAGGGAGCAGAGAGCACUCUUGGAAGCAAGAUUCGAAAACUGAGGAGUCUGCGAGACAAACUCAGGGCCGAAGUGCAACGACGUCAAGCCAGAGUAGAAGCCAGUGCAGAACCUGACCAAACAUUUGAGGUCAGUGAGCAAGAAGUUUUGGAAACAAAACGAGAAAAUGUGAAAUCCAUUCUGCAAGCAUAUCGCUUUACAGGGCUCAGUGGGAAACUGACCAGCCGGGGAGUCUGUGUUUCCAUCAGCACUGCUUUUGAGGGGAACCUGCUGGAUUCCUAUUUUGUGGAUAUUGUCAUACAGAAGCCACUUCGGAUACAUCACCAUUCGAUUCCAGUCUUCAUUCCCCUAGAGGAGCUCUCUGCAAAAUACCUACAGACUAACAUUCAGCACUUCCUGUUCAGUCUCUGCGAAUACCUAAAUGCUUACUCUGGAAGGAAGUAUCAAGCAGAUCGACUUCAGAGGGACUUUGCAGCCUUUCUGGCCGGGCCCUUGCAGAGAAACUCGCUGUGCAACCUGCUAUCAUUUACUUACAAAGCGGAGCGGAGCGGCCAGUCCUUCCCACUUUGUGCUAGACUGCUAUAUAAGGACAUCACAAGAACCCUCCCCACUGACGUCACUGUUACUUACCAAGGAAUGGAUGCAUUGUCCACCUCAUGGGAAGAAGAGCGAGCUUCCCAUGAGAACUUAUUCUGUACAAAGCCCCUUCAUCAAGUGUUUGCUUCAUUUGCAAGAAGAGAAGAGAAGUUGGAUAUGAACCUGGUCUACUAGAAUAUUAUUUUCAUUGAGAACACAUCAAAAGAAAUGGCGUGCCACAUGAUCGGGCAACAUGUUGGUGACCAGGGCCUCAUUCCAGCGUCGCAUCUCGUAGACACGUUCCUUCUGGUCAUGGACCUCAAUCUUCCACAAGAACAGUGUCCGUGCGAGUUUUUCCACCUGCAGACACAUGCAAGGUGUGUACGCUCUAAACUGGCCAUUUGAUGGGAAGAUGAAAACUGGGAGGAAGAUGGCUACGUGGCAAGGGAAAGAAAAAGACCACCCACAGCUGCAGUGAGGAUCCCAGCCUCUGUGGUUACAGCAGAGAUCAAAGGCACCUUCUGGACGUGUGGAGCCUCCAGGGACCUAACCAGCUACAGGUCUGACUUAGGGAUCUCCUAGUCCUGGGAGGAGUCCCAUUUCCAGCUGGCCUAGAAGUGGCUUAGGAAGGCUGUACUUCCCCUGGCCAACCACUGGGUGGUACUUGAGCUAACAUGGAGCAGUAAGUCCCUUACAUGGAUACUUUCCUGCCUGCUCUUUUUUUCCCUUUUAACCAAACAAAAAACUUCAUCCAUUCUGUCCCUUUCUUGUCUGGCUCCGUGGUCAGUGUGUUAAUGUCCCCCAGAGCCUGGGUGAGUGAAGAUCCAUGAGCCCCUGGCUUAGGGAAUAGAGAUUUUACCCAGGCUCUGAUGCCCUUCCCCCAUGCUUCCUUCAGCAUCCUAGAGUGGGUCAGAAGAAGAGGUCAAGAACUGUUUGCUUGUAUCACUAAGGAAGAAACCAGAAAAAGGACAAGGUGGUGGCUUGACAGGGUCACAUAACAUAUUGGGCAAAGGAAACGAGCUUCCCUUAUGAGGUUGUGUUCUCAGAUCCUACUACUCGGGCCCUGAUGGGUUGUAAGCAAACAGGAGCGGAGGGUGUGCAGGCACUCACGUGGCGGGAGAAGUAGUAGAAGCUCAGCAUCAUGACGAAGAUCAUCACUGUCAUCGUGUACUUAGAAGGCACCAAGGGCAGCCUGCAGGGCAGAGAGUAAUUCAACUGAAGGCACCCAGGCUGCUCUCCUAAAAGGUGUUUUAUUCCAGUGGGGAUGCACUCCUUCCUGGGUCCCAGAAAUUCCUAGCUCCUUUAGCACCUUCACAUUUACUGCCUACCAUUGGGCAGCAGUAAAGCUUUCCCAAGUCACUAAGAGCCAACCAAUCCUGGCGCCUCCUGGCUGCACUUGGAAUUCACAUCAGGGCUGCUCCCAGGUGUUAAUAAAUACUGCAUCAUCUGACUGAUCCCAGAAGUAACUGCAAGCAUGUAGGAACUUGGAAAAAGGAGAGACUACCAUUACAGCGAUGGAAUUAAGGCACAAUUUUGCCAUGCUUUUUUAGAACUAUAUGUUUUUGUGUGGAGCUAUAUAGUUCAUUAUUUUCAUUACUGUUUAGUAUUCUGUUGCAUGAAUAUACCACAACUUACAUACCA